GGGGGCGCAAUCGCGCGAAUGGUGUUCAGCGAUGGGGGGGCCGCGGCGCAUGUCCAGUGCGCUGCUGCUGCCCUUUGCCUUGCUGUCUCUGCCUACUGCGGACGCGGCCAAUACCACUUACAGGGACGAACUGGAAUCAUCAUUGCGCCUAGUUCACGCGGUUGCGAGUGGGGCCACGGGUGCGUUGUGCGUCACCCAGCGGUAUGGAAGGCUACUGGCUCCACUACAUGUGAGCAGGUGGGACUCUGUCCGCGCCAGGGCAGACCUCGCCGCGAACAUACUCCAUCAGUUAGGAUUAGAGAAUGCUGAUUUUCUCACGGCCGUUUCCCAAGGGCUAGUGAUGGGGGCGACGAUUCCAGAACGUGCUGUUGGGGCAAGGGCCAUAGCCUUGCGUGCUGAUGGCGUUGUCAACAGCGCUGUGGCCUGGCAGAGGUUUGGGACAGCUGACCCUGUGGUGUCUGCUUCGCCGCCCUUGGAGGAACAGCCUAAUCCUGAAUACCCUUGGUACGAAUCAGUUCACAACAGCAAAACACUUCGAUCUACAAAGUUCAUGCCUCCAAGCCCUGGGGCCACCAUGGAGGGGUGGUGGACAUACCCUUAUUACAACUGCGAAGCGAAACGCUGGUUGCUGUCAUAUACUGUGCCCGUUGCUACAAUCCGAGGGUUAAAAGGCAUCGUUUCGCUGGAUAUAGACAUAUCUAGUUUAGAGAUCAACCAGUGCGAAGUUAUCGCUGAUGAAGAAAAUGAUAACCAAAUAUAUUCUUUCCACGGCACCCAUAAGUGCCCUAAUGAGACCACUUACUGUGAAUACAAACCGAAUAGAGAAGUAACUGUACGACAUUCGGGAUGGGCCCGUGGACUGUACAUUUGCAGAUGUCGCCCAGGAUAUUACUCUAUAAAUCAUCCAGAGGGAUUUAACGGGUCUUUAGUAGAAGUUGCGUAUCAAGAAUAUCAAGAAAACCGAUUAGAUAACUGGAGCGAACCGUACGAGUGUUUAAAAUGCCAACCUGGUUGCGAAACAUGCCGCGGUCCAGAGCCCUGCCUGGCAACUUACAACUGGCCUUUUCGGAUAUCCCUCCUAGUAAUAUCAGUGAGUUGUGCUGUGAUGACGGUUCUACUAGCCAUCUACACAAGACACCAUCGGCGAGUGAAGGUGUUCCGGGUAGCGAGCCCGGUCUUCCUGUCCAUUACGUUACUGGGAUGUGCUAUUAUGUAUAUGGAGAUGGCAGCUAUAUUCCCAGUGUUGGAUAGAUAUUCAUGUAUAGCGACAAAAUGGACUCGACACAUGGGAUUUUGUAUCACGUACACUGCCUUGCUCAUGAAAACAUGGAGGGUAUCCCUUACAUACCGAGUGAAGUCUGCCCAUAAGUUGAAGUUGACCGACAAACAAUUAUUACAAUGGAUGGCGCCGAUUCUUCUCAUCAUGCUGGUCUACUUGGGGACGUGGACGCUGUCCGCGCCGCCCGAUGCUGAAGUUAUCAAAGACAAUAAAGGAUUGAAAUUCAAGCAAUGCACGUAUAACUGGUGGGAUCAUAGUUUAGCUAUAGGUGAAAUUCUUUUUCUACUAUGGGGCGUGAGAGUGUGCUAUCGGGUUAGACACGCCGAGAGUCUGUACAACGAGGCGCGGCUCAUAUCCAUAGCUAUUUACAACAUCUUCACCGUCAACUCUAUGAUGAUCGCUUUCCAUUUACUCAUCCUGCCACAAGCCGGGCCGGACAUAAAAUAUCUUUUAGGAUUUAUUAGAACACAGCUGUCAACAUCCACCACAGUGUUAUUGGUAUUCUUACCUAAGGUGCUACGCGUAGUUCGCGGUACGGGAGAUACGUGGGACAGCCGAGCUCGAGCCCGAGGCGUUCCCGCCUCGUCUUCCCUCAACGGCAUCGGGUUAGUGCCUGACGAACCUCCCGACCUCUAUCAGGAGAACGAGGAACUAAAGGAGGAAGUGCAAAAGCUAGCAGCUCAAAUAGAAUUCAUGAAGAUAGUACAAAUGGAGAUGCACAACAGACAUUUGAGGCCCCGCGUCGGCAGUUAUUUCACGGCUAAUGCCAGCGCCAACGCUAAACAGAGUCCGAUGCAUCCUAACACUGUCAACAUUACACAGUCAAUGGACAGCACGGAGUGGGCGGGCCCCGUGUGACUGGUGGCGCUGAGCGACGGCGGCUGGGCGUGGCCGGGCGCGCGGCCCGCCGGCGCGCGCGUGCGCAGGCGGCCCGACGCGCGCGCGCCCGCCUUCGUGUGACAUUAUAUAUUUACAAAUAAAGAUAUGUUGUAUCAUUUAGUUCAACGUUCGUUUCUAAAACGCUAGUGAUGAAGAAGCGGAGGAGUAAACUGGCUGCAGUUUUGUUAUAACGAGUAGAACUGUGAGCUUGCAUGUGACGCGUGGUCGUGCUUUAUAAAUAAAAAUAUAUUUAUUUUUAGAAUACCUUAUUCGAGGUUCGCUUUUAACUAGUGACGGUUAGCGACAGCGAGGAGGCGUGUGUCAGCGCCAGGCCAUUAUGUUAGUUGGCGUAGUGAAACUCAAUAGUUAGAAACUUGAAGCAGGAUGUGCGCCCGUUUUCGUGUGACCAUACGAAGACUCGCCCAUACGUUUUAAUAUUUUCAAAUAAGAUGUCAGUACAAUGUAGCUUUUUGAGAGAAAGUGAAAAAAAUAAAGAAACAACACUAUGUUAGCUAACAUGCAACUAUAAGUACCUACUUGAUUUUUUGGAUGCCAUAAAAUUGAAAAUUACUCAUGAAAAAAAAAAAUAAUUUAAUUUAUCAGGAUUUUUUAAACACUAGUUAAAUUAAAGAAGAAAUAUAAAGCCAGUGAAUUUUUUUUAUGCCACCAUAACUUGGUUUGCAAUGCCCCUUUGUGUGGAAUUUUGAUAUUUUAUAAAUUUGUAUAGGAACUUUUGUCUCCCAUGUGGUAGUCAUUCUGUAGAUUUGGUUGGUUUAACGUCGGCAUGCAAAGAAAAUAAAUAUAUAAGACUAGAUAAUAUGUAGUUAUUGACUUCAUCAAAGUCGUACUUAUGUAGGUAUAAUUUCGAAAUGUAAGCUGUGAGAUGAGGGGAUUCUUAAACUGUUGUUUACAGGAAUUUUAUUUGUAAGUAUCUACCUAUGUAGUUAUUUUUUUAUAGUUGGUAAUGUAUUUAAAAAUAUCUAUUUAACAUGAAAAAAGUUAAAUCGCUAUUAGAUGAGUCCCAAAGAGUCCCAAUUUUUUCAAUAGAAAUAUAGUCGGGGCUGUGAGAGGAAUUCAAUCGACAAUUGCAAAGUUAAUACAUUCAAGCAACAAAUAAUAACACCAUGUUUCAUAUCAAUUAUUAACUUUAAAAAUUAAAUCACUGGUUUUAAAAAUCGAAUUCAUAAAAAGAAUAUUUAAACUCCAUUAAAUUUUAACGUAAUUAAUGAACUUAUUGCUAAUAGCAUUCUUUGUAAGUAAUGAUAAACAUCAAGACAAUCCACACAUUAUUGGUCCACAAGCUGUUGAUCGCGCAUUAAAUCUCUAAUAUUUAACUUUUUAUUUAAUUCUAGUGUCUAAACUCUAUUAUUGCAAAGUUUCAUGAAAAUUCCGUUCCAUAGUUCUUGCGUGAAAGAGACACAAACACAUAAACAUCGUUACAAACUUUUGGUAUUUAAUUAUUCAAGUAGUAUUUAAUUUGGCAGACUCGACGCUUGUUAGCAUUCUGUGAUAGAAACAGCAGAUAAAAUCUUAACAUUCAUGAAUACUUAUAAAAAAAUUAUAUCUUAAAUGUGAUGUGUAAGAUAGGUAAGCGGAAUCAGGUAUGUUCCUUUCUAACUAUUUAGCGGGAGCUAUGUCCAGCCCUCACCGCCACAAAAAAGAUUUUACAACACAGGUGGACAAAGAUUUGAUACAUUACUUCACUAAACGAAAUUACAUGAAAGAUAAAGAACAAUCGGCACGACUCUAUUUUAUUAAAUGAUUAUAUUCCAAUUUUGUCUAUUUAUUUAUGUAAAUACAUGUUUUUUAUAAUUUUUAAGUCUAUGUACAUUUUACUAGACUGAAAAGUCGCUUAGUCAAUCAAAUACUUGUAUCUACUUUGUAAAUAGGUAAUGUAUACUUUUGCUUUGAGUUUAAUUUUUGUGGUGUUGUAGUUAUAUAGCAUAGAUAUAAAAAAAAUUAUUGUUGAAUUGAUGCUCUGUAUGUGUUUAGGGCUGACAAUAAGAAAAAACAAAAAAGUUAUUUUAAUAAGCCUCCGGAAAUCAAAUAAACAAUCAAUGAAAAGUAAACAAACAUUAAUUAACAAUUUGUUGACUAAUCAAAAUUAUUUCAUAAAAUGUUUUAGUCUAGUUAUUUAUUGUAUACUAUAGGUACAUAGAAUAAAUAAAAUGAUUUGUAAAUAUGAUGAAAAUUCAUCGUAAAGCAUAAAUUCUAAAGUGAUGUACAUAAAUUAGUGAUUAUUUAUUUUAUUUUAUUUAUCGUCUGUGAUAAUGUAUAUUCGUCAUUAUUAAAUGUUAUUAUAUAAAAGCUUUAUAUUGAGAUAUGUCAUUUGGAUGAAAGACGCUUACACGCUGUGCACAUAGCACAAAAAUUAUCUUUGCUAGAUUUUUGUUGAUUUAUGAAUGUGGAUGGAGCAAAAAAAUUUAGAACAAUUGUAAGUGGAAAGAUCUACCUUGUAUUGCCUAUCACUCCGUGAAAGAGGCGUAAUUUGUAGGUAGUAGUGAAUGUCAAAAUAGUAUCUGCAAUUCAGACUUUCUUGAGCAGCCUCAUAACCUAUCCCUGGGUGGUAUACUGUGGCUCAGCAAUCCGAAGUGAUCUUUGUUUGAUGACGUCAUUUCUUGUUGUCUUCCACUGAUGAAUCUGAAGUCUUACAGAAUACUCUAACGAUACCCAUCGGCCACUUGGUUAACCCAUGUUUGCUUUUCAUGGCAACAUUUCUUCUUCACAAUUAUUUUUUUAUUUUUACAUUUAAUAUUUACGGAGUACAAUUUUUUGCCUGUUAGAUACAUACUUUAUGUAUCUAACAGGCAAAAAAUUGCCAAAAAAUUGCUUGUACUCCUUGCUCACAUGUUACAAAACAUUUUAAUCGUCCUGCUAGCUUUUGUCCCAGAUUCAAUAAAAAGUUGCUUUGCCUAGCGUUUAGAAAGAAAUUCAUUCAUCCAAAAUUUCGCUUUCAUUUGCAAAUGGUAAGUACCGUUGGGGGCAAAAACUAAUUACUUUUUCAUAUACUUAUUUAUAUCGAUCGUGAUUAGUUAUAUCUGCUCUUGCCCAGCUGGAUUUCGAAUAAAUAUUAUUAUUGACUGAACAGAGUAAUCUCAUAACAUACUUAUAUUUAAAAAAAACGAUAACAAUAAAUUAAAAAAAAACUUUUUUUAUGCUUAGUAACCAAUUUUAAUUUUACAUUUUUAUGUUUCUGCUAAUGAAAGCGAUUCGUUUGUUAAUGAAGUGAAACUAAGUUAUAUAAAAAUGUAUCCUUGUAAAGUCGCUUGUAACAUUUUCACAAGACAGUUAUUAUUAUAAUAAGAAAGUGUAGCGUAUCUGUUUGUACUAGUUUUACCAAUUUAGGUUUAUAGGCUUUGUGUAAGCUUUGCUCCCAUUUAAGGGGUUGGUGAAUCUCAUCAAAUUUAGGAUAAAAACCUUUCUUUCUCUCUCUUAAUAAUUUGAAAACAUUUUCUCCUGUAUCAAAAUUAGUUUAAAUAAAGUAUAAGGUUUUAAAAAUUUAA
This is a messenger RNA of Amyelois transitella, 5661 nucleotides long. Its product is annotated as probable G-protein coupled receptor CG31760. The coding region runs from base 32 to 2137 and encodes 701 amino acids. Lineage: Eukaryota; Metazoa; Arthropoda; Insecta; Lepidoptera; Pyralidae. The transcript has 16 exons. Gene Ontology annotation, molecular function: G protein-coupled receptor activity. Gene Ontology annotation, cellular component: membrane. Gene Ontology annotation, biological process: G protein-coupled receptor signaling pathway. The record is from RefSeq and is a predicted model, not a curated record.